This is a messenger RNA of Haliotis rufescens (red abalone), 2134 nucleotides long. RefSeq names its product PDZ and LIM domain protein 4-like. The record is from RefSeq and is a predicted model, not a curated record. Gene Ontology annotation, cellular component: Z disc; filamentous actin; adherens junction. Gene Ontology annotation, biological process: actin cytoskeleton organization; muscle structure development. The coding region runs from base 132 to 455 and encodes 107 amino acids. The transcript is spliced from 3 exons. Lineage: Eukaryota; Metazoa; Mollusca; Gastropoda; Lepetellida; Haliotidae. Gene Ontology annotation, molecular function: muscle alpha-actinin binding; actin binding.
UGAGGAAUCCCGUUCUUUCGGGCAUGCGCUGUGAAGAGGCCAGCUUUCUGUGACUGGUUGGGAUAGCGUGUUGAGGCCAGCAUAACCACUGAGACUUUUCCCAAGUAGUGUCCUUUUCAUCCUCGGACAUAAUGGCGACCACUACGGUUCAGAUACAGCGCCGGUCAGCUCAGGAACCUUGGGGAUUCCGACUUCAGGGGGGGAGCGAUUACCGGAUGGCGUUGUGUAUUAAAAAGGUCGAACCAGGGUCACCGAGUCAAGGUCAUCUGACCCCCGGUGACAUCAUCCUCGGUAUCGGAGGGAGAACCUCUCAGGGCCUCACACACGCUCAGGCUCAGAACAUGAUCAAAGGGUCGGGCAACGCACUCAUGCUUAAUUUACAAAGGGGUGGUGAGAAUUUCGACCACAUCAAACCGAAAGGGCCUAUCAAGUUUUCACCCUGGAAACAACACUAGCAUUCGCACUGCGAAGACGUUUUGAACAACGACUUCCAUUUACGAAGUCAGUGUGUCACGUGACAGUGAAGGUGAAAUGUCAAGGUCACGCGCUAUUUCACCUUUCACGGCAUGAAACUUUCCAUGCUGUUCUGCUUUCAGUACAAGGAGGUUUUACAUUGGAUCAGAAGCGGAUAUUCUCAUGCAUUUUCACCAUUUCCAUAGACAGGCUGCUCCGUGAAGGCGAUGAAAAUUUCAAGGCUGGGAGGAGUUAGUGUUGAUUGGAUAGUCGUGAUCACGUGGCUAAAUGUCAUGUGCCUCCGGAUUGUAUGGUAGAUUAGCUUCCUUAAAACGAACCCUACAGGUCUGCGAUUAAAAAAUCUUCUUUAUUAUGGAAUGAUGCAGUUUUGAAUGAAUUUACAGGCAGGAAGUAAAAUGUCAAACUUCCUUAUAUGGAUAUUGUAUUAUCACGUGAUCUAUCCCGAUUUCAGGCUUGAAUUGUGACUGACACCACUUUCAUCUAUGCAUUUAUCCUAUGCAAAGGUUAUUUCUUGCAAGUCCUAUUUUUUGUAGACACGAUAUUCUAAUUGCAAGUCGAAAUAUAAAUGAAAAUUCAGAGCAAGAUUUAUGUUAGAUAAUGAUUUAGGUGAUAUGGAAUUUUAAUUCACAAACUCAAAAAGAAGCGCCAUAUUAGGUGAUAGACAUUUUAUUGGAAACUGUCUAUAUUGUUUUAUUGUACUUAUUAUUCAUAACAUCGUGAAUUAUCACAAGUAACACUUAUUUAUGUGAUACUGUAUCUCAAGGAGUGUUUAUUGCUCACAGCGUUCUGUUUAUUAACAUCACGAGUAUAUUACUGUCGAAAUUAAGAUUUUAAUUCUAAGAAACCUGAAUAUAUCUUAAUGUAAAUGAACAAUUUCAAAGCCAUUGGAAUCAGUACGUAUUAUAUUGUAUUGAGCAAUAGAAGUUUUUAAUUCCUGCUGUAUGUCUCUUUUCGUUUUUCUUCUUAAAAUUGUUAAAUGUAUGGUCUAUAUAAGUUGAAGUUUACAUAGGUAUUUUGUACAUUUAUUGUUUUACGGUUUAUCUCAAACACUAGUGAUUUUGCUGAAGUUAUGUAUUGUACUGUGUCAGAAAUCGUUGCCCGUUUCAUAUAAAUUUUUAUUAUGUUUAUACUUUUCAUAAUGUCAUGCUAACAUUUGCUGGUUUAGAAUUUAAAUGGUGAUUAUCUAUCACAAAUAGUGAUUUUUUUUUUGUAAAUGUGUAUAUAUUUAAACGAUUGAGGUGUCUCUGCCCAAUUUUUCCACACUCGAAAGAAAUCAUAAAUAUGAAAUUUUGGAUUUUUUAAUGACAGUUCCAAUCGUAAACUGGAAAAACAGAAAUGAUAUUGAACAGUGAUAAUUUAUUUUAACGCCCCCAAGACGGUCCUUAAUAGAUGUAAAGAAUUAUAAUAAUGUAAACUGCAUAUCUACGAAUGUGUAUUUCCGUGUUGACAGCCUUGUCAUGGCGGUUGUAGAGUACAUAGGCCGUGUGUGCAAUGUAUGAUAGAUGUAUAUAUCGUCAGCAAGGUGUGUACAUUUCGAGUGCAUUAUGUUAAUAGUUGCGAGACGGUCCCUAGUUGACCAGUGGAUAGUUUCAGAACCCCGCGUCGCCCUUCAGCCUCCGUCCAUUGUCCUACAUGUAUUAAAAUAUUUUUUUCAUUUUAA